AUGUCUUUGUUUAGAGGUCUCUUGAGUGCAAAGAGGAUUAUUGGCCUCUCUGUAGCGGCUACAAGCAAAAGCACAGUUUCAGCGCCAAAGGGGUUUCUUGCGGUGUACGUUGGAGAGAGACAGAAGAAAAGAUUUAUAGUUCCAGUCUCAUACUUGAGCCAGCCUUCUUUUCAAGCUCUCCUCAGUAAAUCUGAGGAAGAAUUUGGAUAUGACCAUCCAAUGGGUGGACUAACGAUUCCUUGUCCUGAAGAUACCUUCAUCAACGUGACUUCUAUGCUUCAAUGAUGAUGUUCCAGAAGAAGAAAAUACUGACAUUAGUCAGAGCUAGAAUCAUUCAAUGUACAUAUGUUAACUGUUUUCCUUAUUCAAUGUGAAUAUGACCAUUUGAAAAAUGAAGUUCUUUGAUUUAUUCUCGUUGAUGAUAUGAAUCGUUGGAGAUAUCAUAUUAUAAUAAUAGUUUUGUGAAUGAAGUAUGAAUCCAUCUUUUAAAAUAAAACAGGAACACAUGACAACAGAGUUUCUUAAUGUUUUGUUUUCCAAGAUAAAUGCAUGUGAAACCAAAAUAAAAAACAAUGAAAGCUAACAAGCCUCUUCUUCAAACAGAGAACAAUUCACGGACGAUUUCAAACCGGAUCUAAGAGUUUCGGUUAAGUGAAAUUAGAUUACCAAACCAAGAGAGUUUCCAAGUAUAAAGCAAAAGACAAAACCGGAGGUAAAAAAAAAAAUUCCGGAUAAUGUUCGGGAGUUUGAACCCGACGUGAAUCGAACACGCAACCUUCUGAUCUGGAGUCAGACGCGCUACCAUUGCGCCACGGAUCCGGAUGUUAUAGAAUCUGACUUGUAUAGUUAUCACAUGAUUUGUUAUAAGUUCUUCAAAUGUAUUAUGAUCGUUCCAAAAUGUAUUCACAUGAUAGUGCCUAUUGCAUAAAAAUGGCACUCACUUUCUAAACUUUAGAACAAAUAUUUGAAGAAGAGAGAGAAAAAGGUCAUCUAUUUACAAUGAAUGUCGAUUUCUAUAACUCCCAUAACAAAACUUGAUAGUCAAGUAAUCAUCACUGGAACCGAGAAGUCACAUUGACAAAUGUAUCUUCCGGACAAGGAAUCGUUAGUCCACCCAUUGGAUGAUCAAACCCAAACUCUUCUUCAGAUUUACCGAGUAGAGCUUGAAAGGAAGGUUGGCUCAGGUAUGAGAUUGGCACUACAUAUCUCUUCUUCUGACUCUCUCCUACGUACACCGCAAGAAACCCUUUUGGUGUCGCAGAGGUUUCCCCUUUGCUUGUUACCGCUCUAAGAAUCUUCUUUGCACCCAGUAGACUUCUCAUCAAAGCCAUCUCUUUCUUUAAAGUUUGAAAUUCUUUUUGAGGCUCGUGAAGAUUUAUGAAAAGAUUAAAGUAAUUGGAUAUAUUGCUUGGUUCUUGUUAAUGAUAGAAAUAAUAGGUUAUGUGUAUAGUAUAUAUAGAAAGAUCAAUGAAUGAGUUUGAACCCUCUUUGAAAAUUGUUGUCUACAAUUGUGUGGGACAGGCUAGAACAAAGCACCACAUGGUUCUGUCUUCACCGUCUCAAAAAGAUGCAUUAAUGCAAUUUGUCUACUUGGAUAAUCGCCAUAGUCAAUUCACAAGGGCUUGGUUUCCAAAUGUCUGUAAUCCUAUUUUUAAAUAUAAUCAAAGAACAACUUGAAUGGUGACACAGACUUGUUGUUCUGUUGUUGAGAAACUUCAGGUCCCCACUAUUAGUUCUUAUUAAAUCCAUUAAGACUACGUAAAUGAGAGAAUAAGACAUAUAAUCAACCAUAGAACAUGAAGGACAGAACCAUGUGAUCUGCUCUAGUCUGUCCCACGAUCCAAGACCACAAGUUUCAAUGAGAGAUUUUAACUCACUCAUCGAUCUAUCUAUAUAUGUACACAUUAGCCAUUCUUUCUAUCAUCAACCUAAAGCAAGCAAUCCAAUAACUUUAGUAUUUUCAUACAUCUUCCAAAACAUCAAAAGAAAUCAAACUUUCAGUUUAAAAGAUGGCCUUGGUGAGAAGUCUAUUGGGUGCAAAGAAGAUUCUUGGCCGCUCUGUAACAGCAGCUUCUACGAGUAAAAGAACAACCUCGGCGGCACCAAAAGGGUUUCUUGCUGUGUACGUAGGAGAGAGCCAGAAGAAGAGAUAUGUGGUGCCAAUCUCAUACCUGAGCCAGCCUUCGUUUCAAGCCCUACUAAGUAAAUCUGAAGAAGAGUUUGGGUUUGAUCAUCCAAUGGGCGGCUUAACAAUCCCUUGUUCUGAAGAUAUAUUCAUCACAGUGACGUCUCGGUUCCAAUGAUGAUUAUCCAAACAUAUUGUUAGUCUAGUUAGAUAUAGACUUUCCCUGUAGAUAGAUGAGAUUUUUUUAACCUCUUUAUUGUUUAAAGAGUUAUUCUAUAAUCUUUUGAAAGUGAAUGUUAUAGACACGAUAAUGAUUCAUGUUAAUACAUUUUGGAGCAACCAUUCAACAAGAAAGUGCGACACCUA
Messenger RNA from Brassica napus (rape), 2491 nucleotides. Its product is annotated as auxin-responsive protein SAUR21. The transcript has a single exon. The record is from RefSeq and is a predicted model, not a curated record. The coding region runs from base 1 to 285 and encodes 94 amino acids. Gene Ontology annotation, biological process: response to auxin. NCBI's taxonomy places the organism in Eukaryota, Viridiplantae, Streptophyta, Magnoliopsida, Brassicales, Brassicaceae.